Lodderomyces margitis is the source of this 1689-nucleotide messenger RNA. It is a transcript of the gene ARX1, whose product is annotated as putative hydrolase. The coding region runs from base 1 to 1689 and encodes 562 amino acids. The record is from RefSeq and is a predicted model, not a curated record. The transcript has a single exon. Lineage: Eukaryota; Fungi; Ascomycota; Pichiomycetes; Serinales; Debaryomycetaceae.
AUGCAAGUUGCAGUACAUCAGGAAGAUGCUGACAUUUUGCUCAAGCAAAAGAACAUUCUCAAUGAAGAUGUGGUAGAAAAGUAUAGAGUCGCUGGUCAAAUUACUCAAACUGGGUUGACCUACUUUACAUCGCUAAUCAACAACUCAUACCAUUUGGGGACUACCGCCAAGUUGACCAUCCAGCAACUAUGUCUAUUAACCGAUUCCUUCUUAGCAGACUUGUUAUCGCAGCACUACGUAAAAAAAGUUGACGAGAAAGGGAUCUCAACUCCAACUACAAUAAAUGUAAAUGAGUUACUAAAUGGAUUUGCACCCGAGAUUGAUGACGAAAGAGGAUUGUAUUUGAAUGAGGGAGAUGUUGUAACAGUCAGUUUAGGUGUUCAGAUUGACGGUUAUACUUCCAAUUUGACCCACACUUUGGUCAUUUAUCCAACAAAUUCAGAAUUAAAGCCAAAUGGGCCAUUAUUGGGCAAUAACGCUGAUGCGAUCUGCGCUACGCAUAUUGCGACUGAAGCAGUUGUUGCGCUUCUUGGGUCUUCAUUGUCGCCGGAAAAGCUUCCAAGCCAUUUGAAAACCGGAUCGAAUAUAACUGGUACCCAGAUACGUCAGCUAGUUGAUGCUGUGGCCACCUGUUUCAAUUGUGUUGUUGUACCAGGUUCAAAGAUUAGGAGAAUCAGGAGAUUCUUGGCUGGUCAAGCUGAGGGAAUAGUGGCUGAACGUGAUUUCAAGGGUGUCGUCUGGGAUGAGUCUCAUCAAGAAGCUAGUCUCUUGAAGCAAAGCUCCCCUCAAUCUUCCGAAUUGGUGGCACACGAUAACACAAAGCCGGCAUCCACGUCAAACUCCAGUGCCAUACCUACUGAUGAGUUUACUGUUGUUCCAGGAGAAGUUUAUCAUGUUGACAUUCGUAUGUGUGGAGUAAACUCGGAGGAAUUGGGAAUAGUCACGACUGAGGAAAUUGACCACUUUAGUGGUAAGAAUAGCAAACAAGACUUUAAUUCUAAAGCAUCUAUUUUCAUUCGUGAUUUUGCCAUUGUUCAUCAGUUGAAGUUGAAAACGUCGAGAAAGCUUUUAGGUGAGAUUGAUAAGUCCUUUUCCGUGUACCCAUUCAAAUUAGACUUUAUUGGCAAGUCGUUCCCUAUCAAGGUUGAUGCAAAUGAAGAUGAAAUAAAAACACAAAUAGAUCAAUUGAGAGAAGAUUUAAAGGGUUUUAGAUUGGGUGCUGCUGAAUUGAGCAAUCGCCACCUUAUACAAAGCAAGCCAAUCCAAAUUACAAAGUUCAUUCCAUUGAAAGAGAUCUUGUUAACUGCGAAUCCAACGGGAAAGCAUGGUAUCGACGCUGGUAAGCCAGUCCUACCAGGCAUGGAGAUCCCUUUGCCACAAUUGAAUAUAUCGUCAAUCAAGUUGAAGUCGUUGUUGAAGAAGGGCCACAACAUAUCCAACGUGCGGGAAGCCACAACCGUGUUAAUCAAUGACCAAACCCAAGAGGUUUUGAGAUUGAAUGGAGGUGAAACAACGGCAAGAGUGAAUUGGAUACAUUCGCAAUACAAGUUGUCCAACGAAGUGAACGAAAUUAUCACCCACUUGGUUCAAUUGACCAAAGAUAAACGUUUUGGUAUCAAGGUGAAGGAGGUUGGUCCCUACAAAUUGACGCAACAAAGCUUAGGGGUAGAAUCUAUGCAAAUGGACUGA